AUGGCCAUCACACACCCUCAUCCUACAAAUAUAGCAAAUUCCCACUCACUCCCUUCUUCAAAACCCAACCACAAUGAUAAGACCAACAACCAAAUCACGCGUCUCCCCGUCACUAAAGCCGAUCUCCCGCGCAUCGCCCUCCUCGAACAUCUCGCCUUCGAAGAAGAUGAAUUCAGCGACUUGGCAUUUGGGAGAGAGAGAGGAAGUUCCGAGGCCCUGAAGAUGCGCGAGAGACAAUUUGAGAAGUUUCUCGAUAAAGCGGAGAGAGGGGGAGAGGAAGAGGGGGAUGGUAUUAAGGGUGAUGUGGGUUCCUUGACGGGAUUGGAAGAGGAGGAGAAGAUGAGGAUCAAGACGAAAGAGGAGCUGGAGGAGAUCUGGGGGAAGGGGAGUAAUGUUCAAUUGUGUGAGGAUGUUUUUGUGAGGGGAGCUGAGUAUAUGUUAAGGGCUUGUGGGGGAGAAAAGUGGUUGAAACUCAACAUCCUCGUCAUCCACCCCUCUCACCAACGCCGUGGAAUCGGUACGCUCCUCCUCGAACAAGGACUCAAACUCGCGGAUGAGAAAUCCCUCCAAGUAUUACUGGGUGCUAGUCCCUGGGGUAUUGGUCUCUAUCGCAAAACAUGGAUUUGUGGAUUGUGCAUUGUAUGGAUAUCCAGUUGGAUAGGUAUGAAGGGGGUAAGGGAAUGGGGAGCACGAGACAUGUUAUUAUGA
This is a messenger RNA of Botrytis sinoallii, 708 nucleotides long. RefSeq lists its product as uncharacterized. Lineage: Eukaryota; Fungi; Ascomycota; Leotiomycetes; Helotiales; Sclerotiniaceae. The record is from RefSeq and is a predicted model, not a curated record. The coding region runs from base 1 to 708 and encodes 235 amino acids. Gene Ontology annotation, molecular function: acyltransferase activity, transferring groups other than amino-acyl groups. The transcript is spliced from 3 exons.